AUGACAAUUAGUCCUAAUAAAAGACAAAAACGUGAUUCUUCAUCACCUAAAAAACACCUCAUCCUCAAUGCAUUUGAUAUGAUGUGUCCAUCACUUCAAACUGCAGGAUUAUGGAGUCAUCCUGAAGAUAAAUCUCGAGAUUAUAAUACCAUUGAAUAUUGGACUAAUUUAGCUAAAUUAUUGGAAAAGGGAAAAUUCAAUGCUCUUUUCAUUGCUGAUGUUUUAGGUGGUUAUGAUGUUUAUAAUGGACCUCGUAAUUUAACUGCUGCUGCUAAAUCUGGAGCUCAAUGGCCAAUUAAUGAUCCUCAUGCAAUUGUUCCUGCUAUGGCUGCCGUUACAGAAAAUUUAUCAUUUGCUAUUACUUCAAGUACUGUUAGUGAAUCACCUUAUCAUUUUAGUCGUCGAUUAGCCACGUUAGAUCAUUUAACCAAAGGUAGAAUUGGUUGGAAUAUUGUUUCAUCAUAUUUGGAUUCUGCAGCAAGAAAUUUACUCAAUGGCGGUCCAUUACCUGAGCAUGAUGAACGAUAUGUUAAAGCUCAAGAAUUUGUUGAAGUUGUAUAUCAAUUAUUUUUGUCUUCAUGGGCUGAUGAUGCCGUUAAAUUUGAUAGGAAAACAAGAGUUUUCACUGAUCCGGAAAGAAUUAGAGAAAUUAAUUAUAAGGGAGAACAUUUUAUUGUUCCUGGACCUAGUAUUACUGAACCAACUCCACAAAGAUUGCCAGUUAUUUUACAAGCUGGUGCUUCCAAAAAAGGUUUAGAAUAUGCUGCUAAAAACGCUGAAGCAGCGUUUAUUAAUGGUAUGACCCCGGAAGCACUAAAAGUCAAAAUUGAUCAAUUGAAAAAAUUGGUGAAACAACAUGGUAGAAACCCCGAUGAUGUUAAAGUUUUAUCAUUAGUUACCGUGAUUGUUGCUCCUACUCAUGAAGAAGCCAUUGCUAAAUAUGAAGAAUAUAAAUAUUAUUCUGAUCCUGAAGGUGCACAAGCUCUUUUUGGAGGUUGGACAGGAAUCGAUUUAGGGAAAUAUGAUUAUGAUGAACCAUUAGAUCAAGUUGAAAGUAAUGCUGUAAGAAGUUUUGUUGAAAGUUGGACAAAACCGGUACCUGGUGAAGAUCCCAACACAAAAAAAACUAGAGCUACUGUGGUUAAUCAAUUACAAAUUGGUGGAUCAGGGAUUUUAAUUGUUGGUGAUCCCGAAGAAGUUACUGAAGAAUUAAUUCGUUGGCAUGAAAUCUCUGGUGUUGAUGGAUUCAAUUUCACUUAUGCUGUCACACCAGGUAGUUUUGAAGAUUUGGUUGAAUAUGUCAUUCCAUUACUUCAAGAAAAAGGUUAUGCUCAAAAGGAAUAUCCAACUAAUGAAAAUGGUAAACCUCUUACAUAUAGAGAAAGUAUUUAUGGUGCUGGUAAUGGGUUUUUAAAACCUGAUCAUCCUGCUUAUAAUUUAAGAUGGAAAUCUGAAGAAUCUAAAGAAGAAUUUGAAGAAAAGUUACAAAAGACUUUGAAAGAAAAAUUUGGAAAAACUUAG
Messenger RNA from Candida albicans SC5314, 1521 nucleotides. RefSeq lists its product as uncharacterized. The coding region runs from base 1 to 1521 and encodes 506 amino acids. The record is from RefSeq and is a predicted model, not a curated record. The transcript has a single exon. Gene Ontology annotation, molecular function: monooxygenase activity; oxidoreductase activity, acting on paired donors, with incorporation or reduction of molecular oxygen. Lineage: Eukaryota; Fungi; Ascomycota; Pichiomycetes; Serinales; Debaryomycetaceae.